GCUCUUGUCGAUGCAGAGUUGCAUGACAUGUGUGUGUGUGUGUGUGUGGGUGUGUUUUGAUGGUGCGGGGAUGACAUGGUGCAGUGAAUCCUUGCUGCUUUUCGCCGUACGUCCUGCAAACAAGUGUGUGUGCUCUGCAAACGGAAAUUCAAAACGCGUUUUUCUGAAACCCAAAAUUGGGUAUUUGGGCGGAAGGCGCGUAACCGGAGGAGGGGGCUGGGGGGAUUGACUUAAGCGACAAAAUAACCCAAAUCUCUCAAACUGUAUUUUCGUCUUGUUUAUUCUCUCGAUUCGUUGGACUGUUGGGAAAACGACAGCAAGCGGAAAGGAAUUGCCAACUGCCCAAGCAGUGACUGUCAUAGAGUCGCACAUACGACCGUUGUUGGCGUGACUAACUUCUUACUCAUACACCUGCUUUGCGCUCACGGAUCCCUUUCGGCAUCGGCUGUGCCCUCCGCACUUGUUACUGGAGCCGUUUGAGACAAACCACUGCGGACACUAAAGACACCUACACUUUCUCUUGGUCGUUGGACGGACAACGAUAAUUGCGGCAGGCUCGCCUCACCGCCACUCCUUGUCUGACUUGAUCUUGAUUUGUAACCAACAUGGCGUCGGAACAAUCAUCGAACGCAGUCGCCAUUCCCACUCCGUCUAAACCUCUCCCGCUAACGCCAAACAGCAACGCAUCUUUGAACCUUGCAAAGUCAGCGCCGUCACGAUUCCAUCCCGACACAUUGUCAUUUUCGGAACAACACCAAGAACAACCGCAACAACUCGUUCCUCCCCUAACCGUCCGCUUGCAGCUUUUUCCGCACUCUGACCGACCAGCUCACCACUCGCAUCAGCAUGACCGCCAUCAUCACCACUACACAGCCUUUUCAUUCACCCCGGUUGAAAAAGACUUGUAUCCGGGGGGAAUUAUUCGUAUUGGUCGAAAGGUGGACAGGCAUCAUGUUGGACGGGAGAAGACUCGCCGAGGAGACAAGAGCAACAAUGUUGCUGAUGGCGAAGAGGAAAUGGAAUUUGUGAUAGGGUCGCCGCCCGUUGCGGAAUUGAUGGAUGAAAUGGAAGUGGAUCGUGAGACGAGCGAGAAUUCAUCACAAGAACCCGGGGAAACGAUAAAGAGAAGAGCAGAGUUUAUAGCAUUCCGAAGCAAGGUUGUCAGCCGAACACAUGCCGAGCUUUGGGUCGGAAAGGAUGGACAGGUCUUUUUUAGGGACGUGGGAAGUUCUUCCGGAACCUUUCUAAAUCGUCUUCGGUUAUCUCCAAGUGGGAAGGAAAGCAUUCCUUACAACCUUAAAAACGGCGAUGUGGUCCAGUUGGGAGUUGAUUAUCAGGGAAGACAAGAAGAGAUUUACAAAUGUGUCAUGAUCAAAAUCUUUAUAACUGUCAAAGUUGGGUACAAACCCAAGCUGAAUCCGCACAGACUCCGCCUUGCAGUCAAGAACCUGGUUAUAGCAAUGAACCCGAACGCUGACUCGUCAGAUCCAUCGACACAUGCCGAAGCGUCAACCGAUUGUUGCAUUUGUCUGUGCUCAAUAUCUCCCUUCCAGGCCUUGUUCCUUGCUCCAUGCUCUCAUUGCUUCCACUACAAAUGUGUCACACCUCUUUUGGGAUCCGGCGUCAUGUUUUUGUGUCCCAUGUGCAGACAGGUGGCAAACCUUGAGGCGAGCGUUGCAGAGGCGGAAAACGACGACGAGUGGGAGAACCCUGAAGAGGAGAUUGGCACCAACGGGUCGGGUAUGGAGCUAACGGUAAACGGACAAGCAAGCGGAUCUGCGUCGGGAAGACCGCGCUCCGUGCGAUCCGUGUCUGGUAAACCGAGUCAGGCAGACAUGGACUCCCGCAUAAAACAAAUAUUAUCAGAAGCUGAUACUCCUGUACCUCGCGUCACUGCUAACGACCUGGAUGCGUUGCUGUCAGAUGGAGAAGGGACGUCCGAUCCGGCAUCUACUACAAACGGUCCUGUGGCGGACGUUGUUGGAAGUCCACCAGACUCUUGGGGCAUCACGCUUGCACGACCAGGAAAGAGUUCCCGAGGAGUUGGUGCCCCGGUCCCAAUACAACGAAGUGGAACCAAGGUCAAUCAUCGUUUCCGUACCAGUCCAGACUCACCACUUCCUGUCCUCCCCUCUGGGCUAAGCCGCGAAGGUGACCGCAAAGGGGGGCUUGUUGGGGAUGUGCCAGAGAACAUUGCUGCAUCCUUGAUCGGGCAGUAUGCCGCAGUCAUGGAUGCAAUUAUUGCCAGUAUACCCAAGGGACCAGAACGAGACGAAGUGAAACGCAAAGUGGCUGAAUUAGAAGCACGAAGUACGGAUGUUUUAAACGGCGUAAAAGCCAGUGCAAGUACAGGAAAAGGAAAGCAGAAGGCUGGCAUGGGGGAAGGGAGUAGUGACGGUGAUGAGGAGGCAUAGAAGGAUAACUGUAAUGUAGAUAUUCGGGCUUUGUCGGAAUUGAUUAGAUUUUUUUCAUGAAUAUAUGUUUGGUUUUCAAUAUA
Molecule: messenger RNA, 2497 nt
Organism: Spizellomyces punctatus DAOM BR117
Lineage: Eukaryota; Fungi; Chytridiomycota; Chytridiomycetes; Spizellomycetales; Spizellomycetaceae
Exons: 3
Coding region: 606-2414 (602 amino acids)
Biological process (GO): negative regulation of septation initiation signaling; mitotic spindle assembly checkpoint signaling; ubiquitin-dependent protein catabolic process
Cellular component (GO): cytosol; cell division site; mitotic spindle pole body
Molecular function (GO): ubiquitin protein ligase activity; protein binding
Source: RefSeq, a predicted model, not a curated record